Molecule: messenger RNA, 6536 nt
Organism: Dama dama (fallow deer)
Lineage: Eukaryota; Metazoa; Chordata; Mammalia; Artiodactyla; Cervidae
Product: zinc finger protein 208-like
Exons: 5
Coding region: 233-6454 (2073 amino acids)
Biological process (GO): negative regulation of transcription by RNA polymerase II
Molecular function (GO): DNA-binding transcription repressor activity, RNA polymerase II-specific
Source: RefSeq, a predicted model, not a curated record
AAAUGGGGCAAGAACUGACUGACUCUUUGAAAAGUUGCCUUUUCAAGCAACUUUCACCAUGUUCUUUGUGAUGGUUUUACUUUUGGCUUUCUGCUUUCUUUGCAUUUAAUUUUCUUGUAGCUUGGGAUAAAGAUUUGUUCAAUCAAUGGCGACCUUGUAAACAAUUAUGGAGAUUUGUCUCACUUGGGACAACUUGGAUGAAUGUAGAGAAUAUUACGAACUGUGAAGACUCAUGGACGAAGAAGCCCAGGAGAGGAAAGAACAGGAGUCAGGCAUGGCUGUUUCUCAGGCACAGUUGACCUUCAAGGAUCUGUUCAUAGAUUUCACUCCCAAGGAGUGGGAAUGCCUGGACCCUGCCCAGAGGACCUUGUACAAGGACGUGAUGGUGGAGACCCUCAGGAACCUGCUGUCUGUAGAUAUGUCUCAUAUAGAUAAGAUCAAGAAAUUACAGGCAAAAGUAAACAGUGGUAAAGGGGAGAUUUUUCAAAGAGUGAUGUUUGGAAGAGCUGAAAACCUUGAAAUCAAAGAUUUUCACCUGAGGGACAUCCAGGAAAAUGUACAUGACUUUGAUUGUCUGUGGACAGAUGAUGAAAGAAAUGACAAAGGAAUGUCUACAUCCCAUAACAAAAACCUCACUGAUGGAAGACAUCAUCCUAGUAGAAGUGAUGUAGGAAAGAGACCUUUUGAGAGGCACGGAUCAAGCUUUCAGAAUAAAUUGCAGGUGGUACAAUCUGAAGGGAUAAUUUCUGAAUGUAGUCAAGUUGAUGCUCUUAUGCAUCCUUUAGAACUGUUACCAGACCAUGAAACACAAAAGAAAAGACCUUACAAAUGUAAUGAGUGUGACAUAACCUUUCUUCAGGACUCAGAACUCACUGGACAUCAAAGAAUCCAUAUAGGAGGAAAACCAUAUAAAUGCGACAUGCGUGGCAAGGCUUUUAAUCAAACUACAAAACUUGCAGUUCAUUGGAGAAUUCAUACUAGAGAGAAACCAUAUAAAUGUGAUGUGUGUGGCAAGGCGUUUGCUCAUACUGGACAUCUUGCUGUUCAUCAGAGAGUUCAUACUGGAGAGAAACCAUAUAAAUGUGAUGUAUGUGGCAAAGGCUUUAGUGAAACUUCAAGCCUUGCAGUUCAUCGGAGAGUUCAUACUGGAGAGAAGCCAUGUAAAUGUCAUGUAUGUGGCAAGUCCUUUAGUUCAAAUUCAAGCCUUGUAGUUCAUUGGAGAAUUCAUACUGGAGAGAAACCAUAUAAAUGUGAUGUAUGUGGCAAGGCCUUUAAUCAGUCUACACAUUUUGCAGUUCAUCGGAGAAUUCAUACUGGAGAGAAACCAUAUAAAUGUGAUGUAUGUGGCAAAGGCUUUAGUGAAACUUCAAGCCAUGCAGUUCAUCAGAGAGUUCAUACUGGAGAGAAGCCAUAUAAAUGUCAUGUAUGUGGCAAGUCCUUUACUUCAAAAUCAAGCCUUGCAGUUCAUCGGAGAAUUCAUACUGGAGAGAAACCCCAUAAAUGUGAUGUAUGUGACAAGGCAUUUACUCAUACAGGAGAUCUUGUUGUUCAUCAGAGAGUUCAUACUGGAGAGAAACCAUAUAAAUGUGAUGUAUGUGGCAAAGGCUUUAGUGAAACUUCAAGCCUUGCAGUUCAUCGGAGAGUUCAUACUGGAGAGAAGCCAUAUAAAUGUCAUGUAUGUGGCAAGUCCUUUACUUCAAAUUCAAACCUUGUAGUUCAUUGGAGAAUUCAUACUGGAGAGAAACCAUAUAAAUGUGAUGUAUGUGGCAAGGCUUUUAAUCAGUCUCCACAUCUUGCAGUUCAUCGGAGAAUUCAUACUCGAGAAAAACCAUAUAAAUGUGAUGUAUGUGGCAAAGGCUUUAGUGAAACUUCAAGGCUUGCAAUUCAUCGGAGAAUUCAUACUCGGGAGAAACCAUAUAAAUGUGAUGUGUGUGGCAAGGCGUAUGCUCAUACUGGACAUCUUGCUGUUCAUCAGAGAGUUCAUACUGGAGAGAAACCAUAUAAAUGUGAUGUAUGUGGCAAAGGCUUUAGUGAAACUUCAAGCCUUGCAGUUCAUCAGAGAGUUCAUACUGGAGAGAAACCAUAUAAAUGUGAUGUAUGUGGCAAGGCCUUUAAUCGGUCUACACAUCUUGCAGUUCAUCAGAGAAUUCAUACUGGAGAGAAACCGUAUAAAUGUGAUGUGUGUGGCAAAGGCUUUAGUGAAAAUUCAAGGCUUGCAAUUCAUCGGAGAAUUCAUACUGGAGAGAAGCCAUAUAAGUGUUAUGUAUGUGGCAAGUCCUUUCGUUCAAGUUCAAGCCUUGCAGUUCAUCGGAGAGUUCAUACUGGAGAGAAACCAUAUAAAUGUGAUGUAUGUGGCAAAGGCUUUAGUAUAAGUUCAAGCCUUGCAGUUCAUUGGAGAAUUCAUACUGGAGAGAAGCCAUAUAAAUGUGAUGUGUGUGGCAAGGCGUUUACUCGUACUGGACAUCUUGCUGUUCAUCAGAGAGUUCAUACUGGAGAGAAACCAUAUAAAUGCGAUGUAUGUGGUAAAGGAUUUAGUAUAAGUUCAAGCCUUGCAGUUCAUCAGAGAAUUCAUACUGGAGAGAAGCCAUAUAAAUGUGAUGUGUGUGGCAAGGCGUUUACUCGUACUGGACAUCUUGCUGUUCAUCAGAGAGUUCAUACUGGAGAGAAAGCAUAUAAAUGCUAUGUAUGUGGCAAAGGCUUUAGUGAAACUUCAACACUUGCAGUUCAUCAGAAAAUUCAUACUGGAGAGAAACCAUAUAAAUGUGGUGUGUGUGAUCACUGCUUUCAAGAAAGUACACACCUUGAAAAUCAUCAGAGAAUUCAUACCGGAGUGAAGCCAUAUAAAUGUGAUGUUUCGGGAAAGGACUUUAGUCAAACUGCAAGCCUUGCAGUUCAUCAGAGAAUUCAUUCUGGAGAGAAGCCAUACAAAUGCAAUGUAUGUGACAAGGCGUUUUGUCAUACUGGAAGCCUUACUGUUCAUCAGAGACUUCAUACUGGAGUGAAACCGUAUAAAUGUGAUGUGUGUGGCAGGACUUUUAGAGUAAAUUCACACCUUGCUGUUCAUUUGCGAGUACAUACUGGAGAGAAACAAUAUAAAUAUGAUGUAUGUGGCAAGGCCUUUAAUGAAGCUGCAAAGCUUGCAGUUCAUUGGAGAUUCCAUAUGGGAGAGAAACCAUAUAAAUGUGAUAUAUGUGGCAGAGCCUUUAGUCAAACUGCAAGCCUUGCAGUUCAUCGGAGAAUUCAUACUGGAGAGACACCAUAUAAAUGUGAUGUGUGUGGCAAGGUGUUUACUCGUACUGGACAUCUUGCUGUUCAUCAGAGAGUUCAUACUGGAGAGAAACCAUAUAAAUGUGAUGUAUGUGGCAAAGGCUUUAGUGAAACUUCAAGCCUUGCAGUUCAUCGGAGAGUUCAUACUGGAGAGAAGCCAUAUAAAUGUCAUGUAUGUGGCAAGUCCUUUACUUCAAAUUCAAACCUUGUAGUUCAUUGGAGAAUUCAUACUGGAGAGAAACCAUAUAAAUGUGAUGUAUGUGGCAAGGCUUUUAAUCAGUCUCCACAUCUUGCAGUUCAUCGGAGAAUUCAUACUCGAGAGAAACCAUAUAAAUGUGAUGCAUGUGGCAAAGGCUUUAGUGAAACUUCAAGGCUUGCAAUUCAUCGGAGAAUUCAUACUGGAGAGACACCAUAUAAAUGUGAUGUGUGUGGCAAGGCGUAUGCUCAUACUGGACAUCUUGCUGUUCAUCAGAGAGUUCAUACUGGAGAGAAACCAUAUAAAUGUGAUGUAUGUGGCAAAGGCUUUAGUGAAACUUCAAGCCUUGCAGUUCAUCAGAGAGUUCAUACUGGAGAGAAACCAUAUAAAUGUGAUGUAUGUGGCAAGGCCUUUAAUCGGUCUACACAUCUUGCAGUUCAUCAGAGAAUUCAUACUGGAGAGAAACCGUAUAAAUGUGAUGUAUGUGGCAAAGGCUUUAGUGAAAAUUCAAGGCUUGCAAUUCAUCGGAGAAUUCAUACUGGAGAGAAGCCAUAUAAGUGUCAUGUAUGGGGCAAGUCCUUUCGUUCAAGUUCAAGCCUUGCAGUUCAUCGGAGAGUUCAUACUGGAGAGAAACCAUAUAAAUGUGAUGUAUGUGGCAAAGGCUUUAGUAUAACUUCAAGCCUUGCAGUUCAUCGGAGAAUUCAUACCGGAGAGAAGCCAUAUAAAUGUGAUGUGUGUGGCAAAGGCUUUAGUAUAAGUUCAAGCCUUGCAGUUCAUCGGAGAAUUCAUACUGGAGAGAAGCCAUAUAAAUGUGAUGUGUGUGGCAAGGCGUUUACUCGUACUGGACAUCUUGCUGUUCAUCAGAGAGUUCAUACUGGAGAGAAACCAUAUAAAUGCGAUGUAUGUGGUAAAGGAUUUAGUAUAAGUUCAAGCCUUGCAGUUCAUCAGAGAAUUCAUACUGGAGAGAAGCCAUAUAAAUGUGAUGUGUGUGGCAAGGCGUUUACUCGUACUGGACAUCUUGCUGUUCAUCAGAGAGUUCAUACUGGAGAGAAAGCAUAUAAAUGCUAUGUAUGUGGCAAAGGCUUUAGUGAAACUUCAACACUUGCAGUUCAUCAGAAAAUUCAUACUGGAGAGAAACCAUAUAAAUGUGGUGUGUGUGAUCACUGCUUUCAAGAAAGUACACACCUUGAAAAUCAUCAGAGAAUUCAUACCGGAGUGAAGCCAUAUAAAUGUGAUGUUUCGGGAAAGGACUUUAGUCAAACUGCAAGCCUUGCAGUUCAUCAGAGAAUUCAUUCUGGAGAGAAGCCAUACAAAUGCAAUGUAUGUGACAAGGCGUUUUGUCAUACUGGAAGCCUUACUGUUCAUCAGAGACUUCAUACUGGAGUGAAACCGUAUAAAUGUGAUGUGUGUGGCAGGACAUUUAGAGUAAAUUCACACCUUGCUGUUCAUUUGCGAGUACAUACUGGAGAGAAACAAUAUAAAUGUGAUGUAUGUGGCAAAGCCUUUAAUGAAGCUGCGAAGCUUGCAGUUCAUUGGAGAUUCCAUAUGGGAGAGAAACCAUAUAAAUGUGAUAUAUGUGGCAGAGCCUUUAGUCAAACUGCAAGCCUUGCAGUUCAUCGGAGAAUUCAUACUGGAGAGACACCAUAUAAAUGUGAUGUGUGUGGCAAGGUGUUUACUCGUACUGGACAUCUUGCUGUUCAUCAGAGAGUUCAUACUGGAGAGAAGCCAUAUAAAUGUCAUGUAUGUGGCAAGUCCUUUAGUUCAAAUUCAAGCCUUGCAGUUCAUCGGAGAGUUCAUACUGGAGAGAAACCAUAUAAAUGUGAUGUGUGUGGCAAGGCAUUUACUCAUACAGGAGAUCUUGCUGUUCAUCAGAGAGUUCAUACUGGAGAGAAACCAUAUAAAUGUGAUGUAUGUGGCAAAGGCUUUAGUGAAACUUCAAGCCUUGCAGUUCAUCGGAGAGUUCAUACUGGAGAGAAGCCAUAUAAAUGUCAUGUAUGUGGCAAGUCCUUUACUUCAAAUUCAAACCUUGUAGUUCAUUGGAGAAUUCAUACUGGAGAGAAACCAUAUAAAUGUGAUGUAUGUGGCAAGGCUUUUAAUCAGUCUCCACAUCUUGCAGUUCAUCGGAGAAUUCAUACUCGAGAGAAACCAUAUAAAUGUGAUGCAUGUGGCAAAGGCUUUAGUGAAACUUCAAGGCUUGCAAUUCAUCAGAGAAUUCAUACUGGAGAGACACCAUAUAAAUGUGAUGUGUGUGGCAAGGCGUAUGCUCAUACUGGACAUCUUGCUGUUCAUCAGAGAGUUCAUACUGGAGAGAAACCAUAUAAAUGUGAUGUAUGUGGCAAGGCCUUUAAUCGGUCUACACAUCUUGCAGUUCAUCAGAGAAUUCAUACUGGAGAGAAACCGUAUAAAUGUGAUGUAUGUGGCAAAGGCUUUAGUGAAAAUUCAAGGCUUGCAAUUCAUCGGAGAAUUCAUACUGGAGAGAAGCCAUAUAAGUGUCAUGUAUGUGGCAAGUCCUUUCGUUCAAGUUCAAGCCUUGCAGUUCAUCGGAGAGUUCAUACUGGAGAGAAACCAUAUAAAUGUGAUGUAUGUGGCAAAGGCUUUAGUAUAACUUCAAGCCUUGCAGUUCAUCGGAGAAUUCAUACCGGAGAGAAGCCAUAUAAAUGUGAUGUGUGUGGCAAAGGCUUUAGUAUAAGUUCAAGCCUUGCAGUUCAUCGGAGAAUUCAUACUGGAGAGAAGCCAUAUAAAUGUGAUGUGUGUGGCAAGGCGUUUACUCAUACUGGACAUCUUGCUGUUCAUCAGAGAGUUCAUACUGGAGAGAAACCAUAUAAAUGCGAUGUAUGUGGCAAAGGCUUUAGUAUAAGUUCAAGCCUUGCAGUUCAUCGGAGAAUUCAUACUGGAGAGAAGCCAUAUAAAUGUGAUGUGUGUGGCAAGGCGUUUACUCGUACUGGACAUCUUGCUGUUCAUCAGAGAGUUCAUACUGGAGAGAAAUCUUAAAAAUGUGAUGUGUGGCGGCAAGGACUUUAAUCAGACUGCAAAACUUGUUCUUCAUCGGAGAAUUCAUACUGGAGAGAAACCA